AUGGGAGGUUCAUUAAACCGUCCAAUGGUGAACGAUGCCUACAACAAUGGCAACGACGGUUUCUACAAUGCAUCACCUCAGACACAGACUCCUGUAACUCAUCGUAGAAGAUCUCACCACCUCACACCCUAUGAAAUUCGUAUGAUGAAAAAUGUACAGAGUUUAGACUUUACCGUAAAUGAUAAUCUAUUACUAAGAGAAGAUCUAGAAAAUAAAACAAGAAUAAAACACUUAAAGAAAACACUAGGAAUCAAUUUGUUAUAUGCUACGAUAUCGAUUUUGUUGGUGAUUGUUGCCGGUCCGAUGGCAAGUAGCUCUGGUAUUCCAGAGGUAAAAGGUUACCUGAACGGUGUCAAAGUUCCAAAUUCACUGGGAUUCAAAUCGUUGUUUGGAAAGAUCUUCUCGUUGAUCAUGUCCUAUUCGAGUGGUCUCUUUGUUGGUCCGGAAGGCCCGAUGAUUCACAUCGGUUCGGCAAUCGGUGCUGCCGUCAGUCAGUUCCGUUCGUCCACCUUUGAAUUCUACCCAAAGCUGUUCCUGCAGUAUCAGAACGAUCGAGAUAAGCGUGAUUUCAUAUCGGUGGGCGCUGCCUCUGGUAUUUCCGCUGCUUUCGGUGCACCGAUCGGUGGUGUUCUCUUCUCGAUCGAAGAGGCAUCGUCGUUCUGGAGUCGUCAACUGACAUGGCGUACCUUCUUCUGUUGUAUGAUCGCUACUUUUACGACCAACUUUUUGCUACAAGGUUUCGGAACGUCGCCAGACAUGCACGACACUGGUUUGUUGACAUUUGGAUUCUCGCGACUCUAUCUCUACCGCUAUUCAGAGCUGUUGUGCUUCUGCAUCCUCGGUGUUCUCGGUGGUGCAUUCGGUGCACUCUUUGUAUUCCUAAACAUUCAUCUCAACAAAUGGCGUAGAGAUUACCUCAAAAAGAAUAUAUCACUCCGUUCAAUUGAAGCGAUCGUCGUUAUGGUCAUCACCUCUGUCAUUUGUUUCUACUCACCAUCGAUAUUCCCAUGUCGUUAUCAAUCGAACAUCCAAGUUGAACCAUCUGUCUGUGAAGAUCAAACCAAUGCUCAAAUGGAACAAUUCUUUUGUCCUCCUGGAAUGUAUAGUGAGAUGGCAUCAUUGUUAUUUGUAAAUCCAGAUUUAGCAUUGAGAAGAUUGUAUUCUCGUACCAAUAACUCAUUCACGCUUGGUGUACUUUUGGUGUUCACCUGUAUUUAUUUCUUCCUCUCGGUGAUUACCAGUGGUCUUUGGGUUGCCGGUGGUCUUUUCGUACCGAUGAUGAUGGUCGGUGCUGGAUUCGGUAGAUUCGUUGGUCAAGUGGUCGGACUAUGGUUCGAAGGUAUCGAUGCCUCUAUUUAUGCGCUGGUUGGAACGGCCGCUAUGAUGGCUGGCUACUGCAGAAUGACUAUUUCACUGGUGGUUAUUAUGGUCGAGUUGACCGAAGGAACGCAAUAUCUGGUGCCUAUCAUUCUAGCGGUUAUGAUUGCCAAGUGGGUAGGAGACUUCUUCAACGAAUCGAUCUUCUAUCGUGGACAAAACGGUGAAAUCAUUUUAGACGAUAACUUUAGACAUCAGAAAUUCAUCGAAGAGACCUCAAAGAAAGUACCAAAACUAGAAGAUUUUGAUUUCAACAAAUAUGAAGAAGAAAAACUAGUUGAUUUAAGACCAUAUAUGAAUAGCUCUAGUAUUACUAUUCAUGAUACAUUCUCAUUCAGUGAAUGUUAUAAAUUAUUUAGAACUAUGGGAUUAAGGCAUUUAACUGUUAUUUGA
Heterostelium album PN500 is the source of this 1770-nucleotide messenger RNA. RefSeq names its product chloride channel protein (gene clcC). Gene Ontology annotation, molecular function: voltage-gated chloride channel activity. The transcript is spliced from 7 exons. Bases 1 to 1770 code for a protein of 589 amino acids. Gene Ontology annotation, cellular component: intracellular membrane-bounded organelle; membrane. Gene Ontology annotation, biological process: chloride transport; transmembrane transport. NCBI's taxonomy places the organism in Eukaryota, Evosea, Eumycetozoa, Acytosteliales, Acytosteliaceae. The record is from RefSeq and is a predicted model, not a curated record.